UUAGUAAAUGUGUAUAUUAUAUAUAUAUAUAUAUAAUUUUUUUUUUAACCCGAGACAAUCCAUAAGGGGCUCACGUACCUAUUUUGCCUUUAACGUGCUCUGCUUUUUAACUCGAUAUUAAUUUAAUACCCGUCGCAAAUUAUAAUAUUUUAUGGACUACAAGGCCUAUACCACAGAUGCUAGCAAGCAAAUAACGCCGGACGACGAUGACCCGUUACAAAAUGCAACUGACAAGACAAUGACUGCUGCGGAGACACUUACAGCAGACGGUCGACGACAAUCGGCUGUGGUGGUUUUAGGUGCUGACUGCGAUGACGGCGACCGCGGCGAGGACGACCGAGGCGGUAUUGUUUUUGCUAACGCCGACAGCUCGUUGACCGGAUACAUGACCACCGACAACGAUGGAGAGUCCGCGGGGUCCUCUUCCUGUAGCGGAUGUCCCAGUCCGUCGAUGCCCAAAAAGCACGGCAAAGGCAUUCUGGUGCACAAAAACAAGAAGCCUCCUUCGGCCGGCAACCGGGUGAGCUUCGCUUGUUCGAGACCGACCACGGCGUCGUCGUCGUCGUCGUUGUCCACGUCGUCCGGCAGAAGGAUCCGACCGUCGACGGCGACACCAGAACCAAACGUCAGUCCUCCCCCCAGAAGGGUCAGCUGUUUCGGAGUCAAGAGCCACCUGCACGAGUUCUACGAUAGCCCAGACCACGCGCUACAGGAUGACGAUUUCCGGUACCUGGUGGAACCGAGGUCGCGAUGCUCGCAACACUGCUGCAGCGUGUCCGCUCUGUUCGGGCUGGCCGUCAUGUCCGUGGGCGCUGUCACGUUGGCCGCGGGCCACCUGAUACCGGCCAAGGACCCGAUAGUGGGCCGGUCGGCCAACUUGGAGGUGGUGGACCGUUGGGCCGUCACUUACAAUCAAAACCUGGUGGCCUGUCGGUAUGCCGGCGCCGUGGUGUUCGGCAUCGGUGUCGUGUUCACCGUCAUCCGGCUGUGGGUGUCGCUGAUCAGGAGCAGCAACCAAGAGCAUUGGAUAGCCGAACAAAAACUGGGAGUCAAAAACGACGGCGUGGCCAAGCAAAACAAGCAGCAGCAGCAACCGCAAACUGUUCGCAUACCGAUAACCGGGUUGGUGCAGGGUGUGCAGCCCAAGGCCAACGUUGCUGCUUUUGGCGAUGGCAGAUGAGAAUAAUGGCCGAAUGCGCACCGUUUAUGAGCGCGUCGCAACAGAGUGACUCGACUCUGUCCGACCGCGCGUUUUCCGAGCUUCAAACGAGAUUGUGUUAUAUUAUAUUGUUGUAAAUAUACCUAACCGCAUUAUUGCCACAGAUUGGAUAAAACCAGACGGGGCACUUCGUCAUUUGCCGGUAACUGAAAUCUCCAAAAAGACACCAGCGGCUACUCCGAGCUGUGAGAGGUUGAGAGAGGUUGUUUACAUGUUCAAGCAAUUACAUCGUUUGGAAGUGCACCAUCUGGUUUUGUCUAAUCUGCGCUAUAAUACUGUUGACUAAAUCGCAUGUUAAUUUAUAGGAAAAAAAUGUAUUGCCGUCCAGUCUAAAUGAGUUUGAGCUAAUUAAAAUAUGUAUGUAAUAAAAUCUACAACGGUUUACGAAGGACGAACUAUGAUCAGGGGUGCAGAGUUUGAAUUACUUAAAUCAAAUACAAAAUGAAUUACAUUUAUUUUGUGUAACUCCUAAUUAGGUAUUAUCAAAGACAUAAAAUGGAAAUAUAAAAUUGACGAAAAAUACAUAAACCAUCCGAAAUCUAUUACAGAGACAUUUCUGGUUUUUAAUGCGAAGGGGAGGGGAGAAAGCUGAUAUUUAUAAUAUUAUAAAUUUUACACUGUAAACACAAUUUUAGAACCGAAAUAAUAAAUGCACACGUUUUUGCAGGUUUAAUAAUGGUUUAAAUACUACUUUAAAAACCAGAGUUUUCGCAUUUCAUUUAACUUUAAAGAUACGAAAAAGUUUAUUUUCCCCAUUUAUUAUUAAUUCAACCGUAAAGCUUACAAUGGAUGUAGUUAGAAAAUAGAAAACGCAUUAUUUACUGUGUGCAAGAGACACUCAGUAAUUUACUCCAUACCAAAGAACCUAUUAGUUGAGCUAACAAAUACUUAUCGACUGCCUAAGUUCUAUCCAUUAUAAACCGUUUAAGUGUAAAGUAAUAAACUAAGUUCGAAGCUAAUGUAAAGCUAUAAAAGUAUGUUAAGAACUUAAAUGUAGCAUACAAAAAAAUGUUUAUAGUUUUUGUUUAUUAUUGUAAUUUAUAGCCAGUGUUUUUGUUUAUAACGUUUCAUAAUCAAAGUAAAACAAAAAUAUUGUAAAACAGACAUUAUAUAUAUAUUUAGUAAUCAAAGCUACUCAUUUUUUUUUAUAUUAAUUAAAAAAUUAACAUAAUUGUAACGUACAAACAUUGAUGUAACAGCCUUUUGUGUCAUUUAAAUGAAAAUGUUUCGAUCUUUUUAUUUAAUGAUAUUUUAAUUUUAGGCACAAUAAAAAAAUAACUCAUGUAAAACGAAAAAAAGAUUGACAGACAUAUUUUUGUUAAACAAUGUUAUUUCUAAAUAUUCAAUAUUGUAAUUGUUAUUAUCUAAUCUAACCACGUACGAGAUAAAUAUAUAUUAUAUUUAUAAUAUUACAGUGUAUAAUAAUAAUUAAAUGUGUGUAAAUAUAAUAUAUUUUAAAUGCACUAAAAUAUAGAAUGUUGUUAAAAUGUGAUUGGGAAUGAAAACAAAAAUAUUUUUUAGUUGUUAAAAUAUUAUCUGGCUGUGGUUAUAAUUUAAAACGUAUAAAAAAUUUUAAGUUUAUUUUAAAACUUUAUUUUUGACGUAACAAAAUGUAUAAUAUAUCCUCAAAAAUAAAAUUGAAAAAUAUUUUUUUAUCUUUUAUAUUUACAUUCUAUAAAUGUUAUAUUUUAUUGCAUUUGUGUGGCUGAUACACAUUUCGUUUUUUAUAUUCAUGUGGGUUUUGUUAUGAUAUCGGGAUAAAAAAUAUAUAUAGUAUAAAAAAUAAUUUCGACGGUACUCGUCAUCAGUAUUGUUAUACUCAUGAAAAUAAAACCUCGUUAUACUAUUAUUUUAACGUGCAUCGAAGUAAUAAUUAAAACUAAUCAAUAUAGUAUCCUACGCAUAAUUCUAAUUAUAUAAUUGUAACGUACAAACAUUUGAUGUAACAGCCUUUUGUGUCAUUUAAAUGAAAAUGU
Adelges cooleyi (spruce gall adelgid) is the source of this 3195-nucleotide messenger RNA. Its product is annotated as neurensin-1-like. Lineage: Eukaryota; Metazoa; Arthropoda; Insecta; Hemiptera; Adelgidae. Gene Ontology annotation, cellular component: neuronal cell body; neuron projection; transport vesicle. Gene Ontology annotation, biological process: nervous system development. The coding region runs from base 152 to 1180 and encodes 342 amino acids. The transcript is spliced from 4 exons. The record is from RefSeq and is a predicted model, not a curated record.